Aedes aegypti (yellow fever mosquito) is the source of this 2244-nucleotide messenger RNA. RefSeq names its product chorion transcription factor Cf2. The coding region runs from base 231 to 1883 and encodes 550 amino acids. Gene Ontology annotation, cellular component: nucleus. NCBI's taxonomy places the organism in Eukaryota, Metazoa, Arthropoda, Insecta, Diptera, Culicidae. The record is from RefSeq and is a predicted model, not a curated record. The transcript is spliced from 9 exons. Gene Ontology annotation, molecular function: DNA-binding transcription factor activity; zinc ion binding; RNA polymerase II cis-regulatory region sequence-specific DNA binding. Gene Ontology annotation, biological process: regulation of transcription by RNA polymerase II.
CGCAAUACCGUUUGGCAUUUUCGUGACGCCAUAUUUUAAAUGUUGAUUGUUUUGCGUGAAAUUUGUUUACAUCUAGGAAAAUCUAAAAAUUCUCUACAAGCUAGCAAAAGUUUGAUAGUUUUUUCAAUUUUAUCGGUUGAUAGUGGAUUUGGCGUUUGUGCAGCAUUGAAACGGAGACGUUUGUUGAUUAGGAGCCGAAAAUUGAUACCAUUUUAGAACGGAUCUUCGAUAUGGAGCUCGGUACUCUGAAAAACUUGGAGCUGGAUAAGAUUUGUCGGAUAUGUUUAGCGAUCAAAAAGGAAAUGCGUCCUCUGUUUGGCGAAAUGGUAGCAGAAAUGCUGAUGGAAAUCGCAAAGAUACAGAUUGAGCAACUGGACGGCUGGCCGGACAAAAUCUGUAUCCAAUGCAUUCAUCAAGUAAGUCGAUGCCAUGCAUUCAAAACUCGAGUGGAAAAAUCGGACACUGCCUUGCGGCAGUACAUUAAGGGCAUAACGGUGGUAACGGAAGGGCAGAUGCCCAAAGAAGCGGUGACGGUCGACGUUCCGAGACCGCAGAUUGCACCGCAAAAGAUCCAACAGCUUCACACAGCUCCUCAGAUUCAAGAAAUUCAUAUCCAACGGGCAGACAUCCCAACGAUAGCGGAAGCUGCUCCACCUCCGACGAUGAUACUUACCAAUGCGCAUCUACUGGGUACCGGAGCUCAAAUUAUCAAUGCUGGCCAUUUGCUUACAACAGCUACCGGGCAACAGAUCAUUCAAGCCCCACAGUAUCACGCGGCCCAAAUAGGACAGUUCAUCCAAGGACCGAACAACACGAUACAGAUGAUUACCCACGGAGCGCCACAUCCGCAAAUUCUGCAAAUUCAACGGACGGCAGAUGAUCGCUGUGAAAUCAUUGUUCAACCAGAUAUGGCCGAGCAACAGCAGUAUUAUGACGAAAAUAAUGUAUUAUCUGUCAACCCCGUCCAAUCCGUCCCACUGAUGGUAGCAGCACCUUCUGCAACACUGCAUCACCAAAUUGCACAACAUGCCAUUCAACAGCACCAGCAGCAGCAACAACAACAGCAUCAUCACCACCAACAGCAACAACAACAGGCCCACCAACAGCAGCUUCAUCAUCAGCUGCAACAAGAGGAACAGCAAGAAGACGAAUCUGAAGAAUCUCAUCUGAAAGAUGACCACCAGGACUCCGACUGCGGCGAACAAGAAGAUAGUCAAAUGGAUAACGAAGAAUUUAUCGAAGAAGAACAUCCCGAGGACGAGGAAGAAGAGGACGAAGAAGAAGAUGAGGAAGAACAGCAACAAGUGGAAAUUGAGGAGACGUUUUACCUAUCAGAUUGCGAAUCAGAUGACGAGGAGAAACAACUAGCGGAGUUCAUGGCCCACCAGACGUCUUGUCCCAGUCCUGGACGGUAUGUGUGUAAUUUAUGUCGCAAGGAGUUCAGUCAACCGAAAUGGCUACAAACACACAUGUCAUCGCAUUCAAACUGGUUGAAGGCCAAUUGCAAGAAACAGCCCGAGUGCGAAAUUUGCCAUAAAAGCUUCAGAGGACCAGGAAUGUUACGGAUGCACAUGAAAACACACGAGAAAGAGGAUAAGCUACCAACAUGUUCGAUAUGUCAUAAGGAGUUUAAAUCGAAAUCUAUUUUAUAUCGACAUAGGCAAACACAUUUCGAGAAAAACUUUGCAUGCACCCUGUGUGACAAGCGGUUCAGUUCGAAUUAUCAAUUGAACAUCCACGUGCAACGACAUAAAAAGCAAAAACAGCAAAAAUGUCCUCACUGUGACAAAUCAUUCUACAACGCUUCCGACUUGAAGGCACACGUUAGCUUACAUCUAGGAACGAACGUUAUACAAAUCAAGAAGAUUACAACAGCGAGCUAAUCCAUGGAUAAUCCAACACUGGCACGUCUAGGAUAAUUGUUUUAUUUCAUUCAAACUGGAUAUGCUCUCAUUUUUCUGUGAAGUAGGUAUUUCAUAAUUAUCGUUUUGGGCGUUUUUCACAUAACGCAAACAUUACGAAGCCCUUGUAUAUAUUGCAUCCUUUAUUAAAAAGAUUGAAAAAAUCCGUACGCUUUAGAAUUCGACAGAUUUAAUUUAAGAAAAAAAAAUCGCUUGUGCAAUGGUUAGUAAUGGCGAGAAUAUUCGUAGUCUUGUCUAAUAUGUUAGGUAAAGUUGUACAUCAGAUUGAAAAUCAUUGUAUUUUGCUAGUGAAAAACGAGUUUAGUAAAAAUAUCUUGUUGUA